AUGGAGGGUAGAAGUGAUGGUACGAUGGAGGAUGGUAUCCCUCCAGGGUCGGAAGAAAAAUCACCACCUGUCUGUGGGAUAGGGUUACGGGUGACGAACAUCGAGGGGAAUAAUCUGUUCCCUAGACGAGGUAUUUACUCUACCAACAAUCAUUCGGUGAUUGAUGGUUUGUUGGAAAUCUCAAAACCUGUGGAAAUGAAGUCUGGUUCGGCUUAUGGAGGAAGUGUUAUGGAGGCGGAUUUCGAUCCCCAUGCAAACCCUAGGAAUUCAGGAAAAUAUGGCUCGGCUUAUGAAGGGAAUGUCAUGGCGGCUGAUCAGGGUUUUAUGGGUAACAAGAAUACGGAUGUGUCUAAACCUGCUUCCUACGCGGAUUUGGUGAAAAAUCAAAAGGUGCAACAAGUGAAUUUCAGGUCUCUUGCUUGUUCGGUGCAACAUGAAGAUUGUGACAUUGUUCUUCCUGUGGAAUCUGUUCGGGUAGUUCAAGACAAGCUAGCGAAUACCUUGUUUGGAUAUUUUUUGGGUGACCGAAUUGCGUUCCCUGCCGUUGAUUACUUUGUCAAGGUUAACUGGAAAAAAUUUGGAUUGCAGAAGUCAAUGAUGAACGCGAAUGGUUUUUUCUUUUUUAAGUUCGAAGACCGGAAAGGGAUGUUGGAUGCUCUAGCUGCUGGCCCGUGGCUGAUAAGAUCGCAACCAUUUUUUCUUCAAGAAUGGACUCCUAAUACCAAGUUAGAGAAAAAGGAAGUUAAGAAAGUUCAACUGUGGGUGAAAGUUCAUGAAGUCCCGAUAGCGGCGUACACGGAAGAUGGCCUUAGUAUGAUUGCAACUACCAUAGGUGAGCCGAACAUGCUUGAUUCGUACACAACGUCUAUGUGUGUAGAUAAUUGGGGUCGUAGUAGUUUUGCUCGGGCCCUUGUGGAGGUGACAGCGGAAAAAGAGCUUAAAGAAAGAAUAACUAUGGCGAUUCCCAAUCUGAAUGGAGACGGCUUUACGAAGGAAACUAUGUACGUUGAAUACGAAUGGAAUCCUUUAAGAUGCUCGUCAUGUUGUGUCUUUGGUCACUCUAAUGAGUCUUGUCCUAAGAAGCCGAAACCUGCUGUUCAAAAAGGUGGUACUACGAUAGCUAAUCAAGAAAUUCGAGUUGUCACAGUGGCCAGGAAAACGGGUAUUAACAUACCAAAACCGAAACCAAAGUUUGAGUAUAGACCGAUCUCUAAUAGUCGUAAAGCUGAUGUGAAACUUAAAUCAAUUUCAACGGGUUUUCAAUCCUCAAACCCGUUUGAGGUGUUAAAUUCAGCUGAUGCGGAUGAAGGGCAAAGUAGCAAACAACAUAACGGAGAUGGAUAUGAUGACUCUGAUGAUGAGGAGGGGCAAGCACUCCUUCUCCGAUGGUUACUGAUGGUUAGUCUGGCUACAUGGAAUAUUAGGGGGUUGAACCGCCCUCUCAAGCAAAAUGAGGUUCGUCAGGUGGUGAAGGAAAAUGGGGUUAGUUUGUGUGCGAUUCUCGAGUCUCAUGUAGACAUUAAUAAACUUGAUAAAGUGUGCAGUUCAGUAUUCCGGAAUUGGGAAUGGACGUCUAAUGGUGGCUAUUGUGACAGAGGUACACGUAUCAUUAUUGGAUGGGAUCCGGAUGUCUUUGAUAUAAUGGUUUUAGCUCAAACUUCUCAAGUGAUACAUGUUCAAAUGACGAUUAAAAGCGACAAAAAGGUUAUUUUCUGUUCGAUUGUUUAUGCUUCUAAUUCCUAUAUUACGAGGAGAGAUUUGUGGAGCCAUUUGAUUAGACAUAAAAUUCUGGUGGGUAAUCAACCUUGGAUUUUAAUGGGUGAUUUCAACUCUGCGUUGAAUUUGGAAGAUAAAUCAAUGGGAUCCUUUAAUAUCUCUGCUAGUAUGCGGGACUUUCAAGAGUGCGUUAAUCAGCUUCAAGUGGCAGAUAUUAAAAGCAUAGGGUUCCACUUCACGUGGACUCAAAAGCCAAAGAAAGGGGUUGGUUUACUAAAGAAGAUCGAUAGAGCCAUGAGCAACAUUCAAUUUGUUAGUGACUACCCGGAAGCGGUGGCGAUGUUUCAACCAUAUCGUGUAUCGGACCAUUGCCCGUGCAUUCUUAGAAUCAACAAGACAGUAAGGAGAAAAGCAAGUUCUUUCAAGUUUGCAAACUUUUUGGUUUAUAAGCCGGGUUAUUUGGAUGUGGUUAAGAAUAAUUGGGAUCUGGCAAUUUCGGGAGUGCAUCAAUUCCGUUUGGUCAAAAAGCUUCGUGCUCUUAAGUCUCCUCUUAGAUCUCUUUUAUUUAAGCAGGGUAAUCUUCAUAAAAAGGUAGAAGAGUUGCGUGGGAAAUUGGAUGCCAUUCAGAGGGAUGUAGAGAAAGAUCCGUUCAAUGAAAAUGCUAGACGUGAAGAAGUCGCGGCUACUCGUGCAUUUCAAGAAGCGUGCCUGGAUGAGGAAAGAUUUCUAAAGCAAAAAUCUAAAGUGGCUUGGUUACGAGCGGGGGAUGCCAACUCAAAAUUUUUUCAUUUGUCUCUGAAAUCUAGAAACCAUCGAACUCGUAUUGAAGGCAUUACGGAUGUAAAUGGGAUGUUUUGUGAAGGUCAGGCAGUUCCGGAAGCUUUUGUCAAUUUUUAUGAGACGUUCUUAGGGAGUGAAGGGGAUACGUCUUCGGUUCUGUCGCCGGAGAUGUUUCAUAACCGUCUAAGCCGGAACGUUGCGGAUUUCAUGGUUCGGUCUAUUACAGUGGAGGAGGUAAAAUCGGCUAUUUUUGCUAUUGGUAAUGAUAAAGCUCCGGGUCCCGAUGGCUACACAGCGGCCUUCUUCAAGAGCUCGUGGGAUAUUGUUGGAACGGAUGUUACAAAUGCCGUUAUGGAUUUUUUUAAUGCAGGCCGGUUGCUUCAAGAGAUAAAUCAUACUCUUAUUGUGCUAUUACCGAAAAUGACUACCCCUGCUACGGUAAAAGAUUUUCGACCCAUUGCUUGUUGUAAUGUUAUUUACAAGUGCAUCAGUAAAAUUCUGUCGGAUCGUUUGAAGGUGGCCCUUAAUGACAUUGUUAGUAUUAAUCAAUCAGCCUUCGUUCCUGGUAGGAAAAUAUCGGACAAUAUUCUCCUCACGCAGGAAUUAAUGCAUAAUUAUCAUAAAGAUUAUGGCCCUCCUAGGUGUGCAUUUAAGGUUGACAUCCAAAAGGCUUACGACACUGUGGAUUGGAAAUUUCUUGAAGAUGUUUUGCUGGGUUUCGGCUUCAAUCAGUUGAUGAUUAAGUGGAUCAUGCUUUGUGUCUCUACUCCAUCGUAUUCUAUUUGUGUGAAUGGUAGUGUUCAUGGUUAUUUCAAGGGCAAACGGGGCCUCCGACAAGGAGACCCUAUAUCUCCUUACCUAUUCACAUUGGUGAUGGAAGUUUUGACGUGUCAGUUACAACAUGCCUCUUCUAUUGAUUCAUCUUUCAGGUUCCAUAACAAAUGCCAACGUCAACGCAUUAUCAACCUGUGCUUUGCGGAUGAUUUGUUUCUGUUUGCUAGGGGGGACGUGAGGUCGGUUUCAUGUAUUAUGAAUGCUCUUUCUCAAUUUUCUCAUAUGUCGGGCUUGAUUCCAAAUGUUCAAAAGAGUACCAGCUUUUUUUGUAAUGUUCCGCAACAUGUUAAGGAGGCUAUUCUAGGAAUCAUGCCGUUUGUUGAAGGUGAGUUACCGGUCAGGUAUUUGGGGGUCCCGUUGAUUUCAACUAGGCUCUUAUACAAAGACUGUAGUAUUUUAAUUGAGAGAUUGGAGAAGCGUAUUUUAAAUUGGAAGAAUCGCCUUUUGUCUUUUGCGGGUAGGCUACAGCUGAUGCUCUCUGUCUUAUCUUCUAUGCACAUUUUUUGGGCUUCCGUGUUAAUUCUUCCGGCUAGAGUUAUCAAGGAGUUAGAAACAAAAAUGAGAAAUUUUCUGUGGUCGCAAGAUACUUCAUUUCAAAGAGGGAAAACUAAGGUUUCGUGGAACUCUAUAUGUAAGCCGAAAUACGAAGGAGGGCUUGGGUUGCGAAGGAUUCAAGAUGUCAAUAAGGCUCUUAUGGUUUCUCAUAUAUGGAGUAUUAUUACCAAGCGGGAUUCUCUUUGGGUGCAAUGGAUAUACUCUAACAGGUUAAGGAAUUCUAACUUCUGGGAGUGCAGGAUUCCUUCAGUGUGUUGCUGGAGUUGGAGGAAGAUUUUGCAGUUACGACCAAUUAUUAGGAAUUUUAUUUGGUCAAAACUUGGUGACGGGGGGAUGACAUCCGCUUGGUAUGACCGUUGGUGUGAGUGCGGCCCUUUAGCCAUAUUCAUAUCUCCUCGUAUUAUUCAUGCUGCUGGGUUUUCCAUUCAGGAUUCGGUCAGUAAUGUCUGGGCGGAUGGCUCGUGGAAGUGGCCUGAGGCUUGGAGAGAUUUAUUUCCGGUUUUGAUUCAGCUUGAUACCUUACGGCUUACUCCGAACCGUAGAGACCGUCUUCUUUGGAAGGAUGGGGAUAAAUCGUUUGAGUAUUCGUCUGCGUGCGUGUGGGAUUCUAUCCGUGCCAGGGAGACGGAAGUAGAAUGGGGGAAAGUGGUUUGGUUUUCUCAAUGCAUUCCUCGGCAUGCGUUCCUUAUGUGGCUUAUCAUGCGUAGGAAACUCUUGACUCAGGAUAAAAUUCUUCAAUGGGAUUUGUCGAGAAGAAAGAAUAUGAACAUGAUGUGCUGUUUAUUGUGUUUCGAAAAUAAUGACUCUCUCGAGCAUCUGUUUUUCGAAUGUAAGUUCUCGACUCAGAUUUGGCUCUCAGUUAGGGAUAAGGUGAAUAUGGCCACUGUCGAACCGAAGUGGACUGAUGUGAUAAAUUGGCUCUUAGCGAGAGGAGCGUCUAAAUCGGUUUUCAAUUACUCUAGUCGCCUCACAGUUGCAGCUUCAGCAUACUUCAUUUGGCAAGAGCGUAAUGCUAGACUGUUUAAAAAUCAAACAAGACCUCCGGAUACUAUUACCUCCUUGAUUCUUCAGACUGUUCGAUACAAACUUAUGGGAGUAAAGUACAAAAGAAUGGAUAAAGUUAGACGCUUUCUAGAGCUGUGGGAUAUUCAUGAGGAUGGGAUGCUAGAAGACGCGGGCUAG
Molecule: messenger RNA, 5067 nt
Organism: Helianthus annuus (common sunflower)
Lineage: Eukaryota; Viridiplantae; Streptophyta; Magnoliopsida; Asterales; Asteraceae
Exons: 3
Coding region: 1-5067 (1688 amino acids)
Molecular function (GO): catalytic activity
Source: RefSeq, a predicted model, not a curated record